Rhodamnia argentea is the source of this 1199-nucleotide messenger RNA. RefSeq names its product protein EXORDIUM-like 2. The coding region runs from base 44 to 931 and encodes 295 amino acids. The record is from RefSeq and is a predicted model, not a curated record. NCBI's taxonomy places the organism in Eukaryota, Viridiplantae, Streptophyta, Magnoliopsida, Myrtales, Myrtaceae. The transcript has a single exon.
CCCUCAGCCUCCCUCUCUCUCUCAGAGCUUCGAGGCAACGUCAAUGGCUUCUCGCGCUCUCGCCGCCCUCUGUCUCUUCUUCCUCCUCCUCUCGUGCUCCAUCUCCUCCUCCACCGCCGCUCUGGUCAAGGAACAGCCCCUGGUCCUCAAGUACCACAACGGAGCUCUUCUGAAGGGCAACAUCACCGUCGACCUCGUCUGGUACGGUCGCUUCACCCCCACCCAGCGCUCCGUCAUCGUCGACUUCGUCCGCUCCCUCGCCUACGCCCGCUCCCCUCCCCCCUCCGCCGCCUCCUGGUGGCGCACCACCGAGAAGUACAAGGGCGGCAGCUCCAACCUCGUCGUCGGACGGCAGGCCCUCCACGAGGCGUACACCCUCGGGAAGUCCCUCAAGGACCGCCACCUCCGCGCCCUCGCCGGGAAGUUCAACGCCGCCCCCGGCACCAUCACCGUCGUCCUCACGGCGGCGGACGUCGCCGUCGACGGGUUCUGCAUGCGGUGCGGGUCGCACGGGUCGUACCGGCCCGGGUCCGCCUUCGUCUGGGUCGGGAACUCGGAGACGCAGUGCCCGGGGCAGUGCGCGUGGCCGUUCCACCAGCCCAUGUACGGCCCGCAGACGCCGCCGCUGGUGGCGCCGAGCGGCGACGUCGGGGCCGACGGCAUGGUGAUCAACCUGGCGACGCUCCUCGCCGGCACCGUCACGAACCCGUUCGGGAGCGGGUACUUCCAGGGCCCCGCGGACGCGCCGCUGGAGGCGGUGUCGGCGUGCACGGGGAUAUACGGGUCGGGCGCGUACCCGGGCUAUCCAGGCCAGCUCCUGGUGGACAAGGUGACCGGGGCGAGCUACAACGCCCACGGGCUCGGGGGCCGGAGGUUCUUGCUGCCAGCGAUGUGGGACCCGGACACGUCAGCGUGCAAGACCCUGGUGUGAUCGCGCCGCGUGGACGAAGAAGAUCAUCGUCAUCAUCAUCACCCAUGUACUAUGGGCCCUGUAGAUAUUGUUGGGGGUGGUUCGCUGUUACUGUUGUAUUAAAAGUUUAAACUUUGUCUAGACUCGGUUCGCGGUUGACCGGAUGGCCCCGAGUCGAUCUCGGCUCGGUUCAAUUCGGACCGGGUUUAUGCCGAGCAUUAGCGAAGGUCGGUGUUGUGUAUCGCGAGGCUCGAGGGAUGGAGGGAUAAGGAUGAGUUCUCUUUUUUGG